Messenger RNA from Apodemus sylvaticus (European woodmouse), 1092 nucleotides. It is a transcript of the gene Pvrig, whose product is annotated as PVR related immunoglobulin domain containing. Lineage: Eukaryota; Metazoa; Chordata; Mammalia; Rodentia; Muridae. Gene Ontology annotation, cellular component: plasma membrane. Gene Ontology annotation, molecular function: signaling receptor activity. The coding region runs from base 47 to 748 and encodes 233 amino acids. Gene Ontology annotation, biological process: negative regulation of T cell receptor signaling pathway. The record is from RefSeq and is a predicted model, not a curated record. The transcript is spliced from 5 exons.
GCCACCACAGCACCUCUAACUGCUGACAGUGUGAGAACCUUCAGCCAUGAGAACAGGCAGCUCACAGGCUGUCCCUGCAACAACUCUGGGCCAGACACAGACCCUGGUCCUUUUCUCAACUUUGCUGACUCUCGGUGUUUCUGCAGCAAGCACUGAAGUGUGGGUGCAAGUCAAGAUGGAGACCACCAACCUCUCAUCCUUCUCAGUUUGCUGUGGGGUCUUAGGAUAUGACCUCAUCUCCAUGGUAACAGUGAGCUGGAAAGGAUUUGUUGAUGCUGGAGAGACCAAACUAGCUGUGUUACAUCCAGAACUUGGUACCCAACAGUGGGCUCCUGCCAGCCAGGCCCACUGGGAAACCCCAAACAGCGUCUCUGUCACUCUGACCCUGGGACAAUCCAAAGCCAGAAGCUCCCUGGCCAACAGCACAUUCUGCUGCGAGUUUGUUAUCUUCCCUCAUGGUUCCAGGGUUGCCUGUAGAGACCUGCAUAGCUCAGAUCCAGGCCUCUCUGUCCCGACUCCAGCCCCCAUUUUUCAAGCACACCUGGCGGGGAUCUUGGGAACUGCAGGACUUUUCCUGUUUGGUAUCAUCUUUAUACUGUGUCUCCGGUGGCAGCUGAGGCUUGGUUUCAGUAAAUCUCAGCCGACCCUCACCAGCACCCAGGCACAGAUGCAGUCUCAGCUUCCGCACUUGGCCUCUACACACAGCAGCUUCAUCUCCAUUGAGAAUGGACUGUAUGCUCUGGCAUGAGCGAAACUUCCCCACACAGUUCCAACUUCCACUGGCUGGAGCAACCCUGGAAAAAUGCUCAGAAGUUCAACGACAGGUACCCUUGGCCCACUACAGACCUUUGGGACUUCUAUCUACUGGUGUCUUCAUCCUGGGCACCGGGCUUCUUCAUGAAUCUUGCUCUAGUCUUAGGCCUCUGAUAAGUGUCAUCAAACUCUGCUAACUAGGAUGUGGUUAGCUGGACACAGGGGUGAGUGGAAGAGUAUAAUGAAGGCCCAGUUACAUCCUGUUUUGCACACAUUUCCAACCGCCCAGAUGAUGUCUUUAAUAAUGUCAUUAAAGUGGUCCUUCUGUUUGGAACUUUA